Austrofundulus limnaeus is the source of this 6064-nucleotide messenger RNA. Its product is annotated as polycystic kidney disease protein 1-like 2. Gene Ontology annotation, cellular component: membrane. Gene Ontology annotation, biological process: detection of mechanical stimulus. The record is from RefSeq and is a predicted model, not a curated record. Lineage: Eukaryota; Metazoa; Chordata; Actinopteri; Cyprinodontiformes; Rivulidae. The transcript has 35 exons. Gene Ontology annotation, molecular function: calcium ion binding; calcium channel activity; protein binding. The coding region runs from base 372 to 5873 and encodes 1833 amino acids.
AUGUAAGACUUGUAAGAUCUACUUGGGACAUCAGAGCAUUUCCAUCCGCUUCAGUAAGUUCUACCAAUCAGGCGAUCAAACUCGAAGCUUUUAAUCUGCCCGACGGACCUAAAACAUAUGAGUGGGAAUGCGCUGGCUGUUCCUGCAACAAAAUACCAUCAGACUUAGUGUAUACCAUUCAAACARACUGCCUGCCAGAUCCAUUUCACUUUGAGAAGUAUCAGGUGUCAGUGAAGUUAGACAAAACGKACAUCGGUACACAAUCCAUAUGUGUGACCCUCACCCCACAGUUAGACACAACAAAUGAAGUAAGUCUCACGUGCACUGAUGGCUGUGACCCGGGCACAGAAAACAAUGAUGCAAAAAUUGAGAUGAAGUGUGCCACAGGUGUGUGUUCAAACAUCAAGUGGUACACCGAGGACCUAAGAAAUGAGGACCAAUGGGACGGCUCAACAAAAGAUUGCUACAAAGCUGCACAGAGAAUUCCUCUGAUUGAUAAUAAAAAUGAAGAAACUGAAUGUAAAGUGAAAAACCAAGACAUCAUAAAUGCCAAAAAACAGAACAAAAAUGUAACUGUUGUGCUAAUCUAUACCAAAUCUAGCAACCUGUAUUACAAAACCUACAUCAUAAAAACUUCAUCAUCAUCACCAUCGGAUAGGUCAGCUGAAGAUCCCAGCAACGAAAACCCCCACCCAACACACCCUUCCCCCACCACAGACAAAACCACCGGUGGUCCCAACAACACUCCGCCUGGCAGCGUCGGUACCACCAGCAGCACCACCUCUGCUGCUUCACCCAUUAAAACCACUUUAAAGACCACCAAGAAACCUGAAGACCUCAUGUGCACCRUAUCACCAAACAGCGGGACUGUUUUUGAUGCUUUCACAAUAACUUGUUCCACAAAGUCGCCUUGUUACAAAUGUCUAUAUUGUUUUAGAGCGAAGGGCAAGCCUCUGCUCUGCAGGAAACACGGUGUCAUAAAGGCCGUGUACCUUCCUCACGGCGACAGCAGCUCAGACCACAACCUGCUCAUAAAAGCAACUGCAAAAGGUUCAAAAAAUACAGUUAGCACCACUCUAACUGUACAGGUUAUGGAUUUCACAUCAAACUCGAACUCAGUGGAUGGUCACAUCUCGGCUGUAGUGAGUGCUGUGGAUCAGCUUAAAAAACAAGGCCUACUGUCCGGAGAAGCAAUCGGAGAACUGUUGAACAAUGUGGCCCAAAACCUGAACGAUCAAUCAGAUACAUUAAGUAAAGAAGAUCGACAAAAGGUCAGAGAGCAUGUACUGGACACACUGAUUGACACAGUAAAUGAAGUUCCUGUCAGCAGUCCAGAGGAAGCUCAGGUGGUCACCAGAGGACUCGUUUCUCUAACUGAGAAAGGCGACGAGCUCAGUGUGGACGCUCAGGCUUCUGCCUCCUUGUUGUUUGCAAACCUCAGCAUAUCUCUGUUACACACGAUGAACAUGAGCUCAGCCGAAGAGGAGGAGRAACUGCUCACUGCAGCCAGCAUCAUCGUGCAGGGAGUGGGCAACAUGUUGCAGUAUUCUUCCCAUAAAAACAUCUCUGAUGCUCUUCUUGAAGCUCUAACCAACACGCAGACCGCACUGCUGAACCUGAAGGAGACGGAUGAGGAGCCAACAGUUAUUGUAGAACCCCACAUUAGUUUAUACGUCAGGAGAGUGACACCAGAGAGKUUAAACUUUGGAUCUUUGAGUAUUUCCAACAGUUCUUCUCCCACAUUUGGUCUGCCAGAACUGCCUUCCAGCCUGUUCCCUUCAGGAGAACCAGUGGAUGUUCGAAUGCUGAGUUUAGAUAAAAACCCGUUUUCCUGGAACGACAGAGGCAAUAUCAGCGGACUAAUAGGCGCUCUGUCGCUCACGACAAUAGAUGGAUCCGGUAUCCCUGUGGAGAACUUAAGUGAAGACAUUGAGAUUCUGCUGCCAAGACCCGAUGGGGGACAAGCGAACACCUCAGUUUUGGAUCUGGGGAACUACAGCACAACAGCCAUAGAUAUCCCCUCCGCUAACAGCACCCUGCUUUUAAAGAUGGUGCCUUCAGAGGAUCAUUUACCUUUCAAAUUGUACCUCGGUUACAUGAAUUACCCCACUGACACAAAUUAUGUAGCRAUGACAGAAAUGCCUCAAACCGGAUCUACGCAAGAGGAGCGAUACACGUGGAUUCUCAAUCCUGCAGAUUUAAAAGGAAAGACUGGAAUCCAUUACCUUGUGGUGAGGCCUAUUGUGGGUCCUGGUAUAAAAUCUAUCAACGCCACGUUAUCURUUACCCCCAUCACAUCCUCAUGCAGGUUUUGGAAUGAAACCCGUUUGGACUGGAGUGACAACGGUUGCAAAGUUGGUGUGAAGUCCACACCGGUACUCACCCAGUGCCUCUGCAACCACCUCACGUUUUUCGGGAGCUCCUUCUUUGUGACUCCCAAUCUCGUCGACCCAUCACGCACCGCUGAGCUUUUCGCGACCUUUGCUGAGAAUCCGGUCGUAGUGUGUUUUGUCGGCGCGCUCUUCCUGGCCUACCUGAUCGUGGUUGUGUGGGCACGGAGGAAAGACAUUCAGGACAUGGCCAAGGUGAAGGGGACUAUUCUUGAGGACAAUGACCCUACGGAUAAUUAUCGUUAUCUUUUAUGUGUCUGCACUGGACAUCGAAUGGGAGCCUCCACUUCCUCUCAGGUUAUAAUAACUCUUCUGGGUGAACAAGGAAACAGUAAGCCCCACCACCUGACCGACCCAAAGAAACCCGUGUUUGAAAGGGGUGCGGUGGACUUGUUUCUGCUAACGACGCCCUACUCUUUGGGAGAGCUGGAGGUGAUCCGGCUGUGGCACAAUAACUCGGGGAGUCAUCCCGCUUGGUUUGUAGGCAACAUUAUGGUCCAGGAUUUACAGACAGAACAGAAAUGGUAUUUUCUGUGCAAUUCCUGGCUUGCGAUAAACUUGGGUGACUGCUGCCUCGACAAACUCUUCCCUGUUUCAACAGAAAUGGAUUUGAAGAAGUUCAGUAAUUUGUUCUUCAUGAAGACGGUAAAGGAUUUCAAUGAUGGACACCUCUGGUACUCUGUGAUUAAUCGACCUCCAAGCAGCACCUUUACUUGUGUUCAGAGGGUGUCGUGCUGUUUCUCCCUGCUGCUCUGCACCAUGCUGACCAGCAUCAUGUUUUACGGGAUCCCCACAGACCCCUCUGAUCAGGUCAUGGAUUUGGGUCAGUUUCAGUUUACCUGGCAGCAGUUCAUGAUUGGAGUCCAGAGUUCCCUCAUUAUGUUUCCAAUAAAUAUCCUCAUAGUUAGCAUCUUCAGAAACACUCGUCCUCGGGAGACGCCGUGUUGUCGGAACAAAACAAAGGAAACAAAAAGCCUUCAGCAUGAGAGCACUUUGCAGACAGUUUCCUCACAGACGGCUACAAAUACUGAGAACAUCAAUUUAGACGUUAUUAUAAAGGAUAUCACAAGAAUUGUGCAUUCGCUCUCUGAGACAGCAAAAAGCAACAUCCCGUUCACUGAGUCGGAGUUUGGACCUGGAAAAGGAACCGAUAUAAAUGGCAUUCUCUCUGAGGUGGAAGACUUCCUCAAACAGAGUUACAAAACCAGUGAUGACGCCCACCCAGAGGAGGGGAUUCAAAAGAAAAGCAACAAAACCCAGCAUUUGUACAGGCAAAUGUGUCAUCUUGAAAAGGAGAUGAGUCAUCUGGGCCCUUCCUGCUUCCCCAACCCAGAGAGCUUCAAUCAGGCUCUGCAACAAGUCCAGGACAUGAAGAGCUUCCUUGGAAACUACCUCCCAAUAACCAGCCAUGUCAACCAACAUGAACAUAAGUCCAGGCCAGCAGAUACUACUUCUGGUGACAGCGGUCGGAAAAAGAGAGUGCGUCGACACGGAGUGCUACCCUGGUGGUUUAUCUUUGUUGGCUGGCUGCUGGUGUGUGCUUCCAGUUUCAUAUCUGGUUAUUUUACGAUGCUUUACGGGUUGAAGUUUGGAAAGGACCGAUCCAUCAGCUGGUUGGUCUCCAUGAUCGUUUCCUUCUUUCAGAGUCUUCUCUUUAUUCAGCCGCUGAAGGUGAUMGGUCUCGCAGUUUUCUUUGCACUGGUAAUAAAGAAAGUGGACGAGGAGGAUUUUCAAGAUGUGGCCUUUGAAAAAGUUGAAAGAUGUCCAGGUGAUCAAAACAGCCGAACAAUGAGCAGAUGGGCUGCUUGUCUGUACGAGCCACCUCCACCUGCAGACAUUGAGAAAAUGAAAAGGAAGAAGAUUUUGGAACAGAAGGCAUUCGCUCUCCUCACUGAGAUCUUAAUCUAUUUGGGCUUCAUGUGGAUGUUGCUGCAGGUGGCUUAUGGCCAAAAAGAUCCCAAUGUUUUUUUCCUGAAUCAGCACAUUACAAACAGCUUCACAGGAAAUGUCCCAGGCAGCAUGGGUCCUCAGGAUGUGUACACAUGGGCCAACACCUCCCUGCUCCAAAACCUGUUUGGACAAUAUCCAGGAUUUAUCACAGAUGGAAACUCCAAACUGGUGGGGAACGCCCGUCUUCGUCAGCUGAGAGUGAAGAAGAACUCGUGUCAGAUUGCUGGCGUCAUGCGUGCAUUAGAGCCAGAAUGUGAUGCUCCGUAUUCAUGGGAGGCGGAGGACACGGGGUCCUAUAAUCCAGGCUGGAACCACACGGUGACACAUAACGUUUCUGCACGCACGUCCAGUCCGUGGAAGUACCAGACCCAAUCUGAGCUCAGGACACCACCUUUCUGGGGCCGACUGCAGCUCUACAAGGGAGGUGGCUUCGUAGCGGAUCUCGGCCCGGAUUUAGAAAAUGCCAGUCGCACACUGGAGUAUCUUUUCAUAAAUAAAUGGCUGGAUGUGUACACGAGGGCAAUAUUUGUUGAGUUCACUGUUUAUAAUGCAAAUGUGAACCUCUUCUGUAUCGUCACAUUCUUGAUGGAGAGCCCAGCUAUAGGAGCUUUUCAGYUCUACAGUGAGCUGCGGAGUGUUCGACUUUACCCAUCAACCGGAGGGCUGUACUUCUUCGUCAUGGCCUCUGAGAUUAUCUAUUUGCUCUUUGUCCUUUACUACAUGUUUCACCAGGGCAAACUUAUGAAGGAGCAGCGUUUGAAUUACUUCAAGAACAAAUGGAAUGUUCUGGAGCUGAGCAUCAUCUUCCUGAGCUGGAGCGCUGUGGCUGUUUUUAUCAAGAGGACGCUGAUUGGAGACCGUGAUAUGACCUAUUACCAAAACAACAAAGACCAAUUUGCCAGCUUUUACGAGACGGCCACGGCUGACUUAACACUUCAGUAUCUGAUCGCCUUCCUGGUCCUUCUGUCCACCAUCAAACUGUGUCGCCUCCUCAGACUGAACCCCAAGAUGAACCUGAUCACAGCUGCGCUGCAGCGAGCCUGGAGUGACAUCUCCAAUUUUCUUGUGGUCAUUGUGAUCAUGUUAGUGGCGUAUUCGGCUGCAAGCAACUUGAUUUACGGUUGGAACCUUUACUCCUACAAAACGUUCACAGAUUCCCUUCUGACCAUCAUCACUUUACAAGUUGGGAUCUUUAACUACGAUGAGGUUUUAAACAGUGAACCUCUUCUUGGUGGAUUACUCUUUGGUUCCUGUAUAAUCCUCAUGACAUUUAUGGUUCUCAAUCUCCUCGUUUCUGUGAUUCUGGUGGCACUAAAAGAGGAGCAAAUUCACCACAAGCCCUCAGAAGAGGAAGAAAUUGUCGACCUCCUGCUGACAAAAAUCUGCGAUUUAUUUGGUCUCAGAUAUAAAAGUGAAAAAGACUCGACGGGGCUYGAUGUGAGCGGCAGCGGUGACCUGGCUCUCAAUAACAGCAGAGAUUCCCUCAACAGCUCCUCAGCUSAUGUCAACAUUUAUCACAAAUCAGACAAGUGAAGCUCAUCUUUGUUUUUCUCUUUUUACUCAUUCAGUUUCUACAUGGUCACCAAGUCCUGCUUUUUUUUCCUUUUUAGUGUCAGAAUGACUUUAUUGGGGUUUAUGAUAUUUUAGACACUAAUCUGUGACCCAUCACAUCGAAAUGAGGAUUAAGUUCAAAAUUGGUAUAUGGAGAAAUAGGCAGUGUUUUG